This is a messenger RNA of Frieseomelitta varia, 993 nucleotides long. RefSeq lists its product as uncharacterized. Gene Ontology annotation, biological process: cell differentiation; anatomical structure morphogenesis; regulation of DNA-templated transcription. The record is from RefSeq and is a predicted model, not a curated record. Bases 356 to 937 code for a protein of 193 amino acids. NCBI's taxonomy places the organism in Eukaryota, Metazoa, Arthropoda, Insecta, Hymenoptera, Apidae. The transcript is spliced from 2 exons. Gene Ontology annotation, molecular function: RNA polymerase II cis-regulatory region sequence-specific DNA binding; DNA-binding transcription factor activity, RNA polymerase II-specific.
UGUUCACUUUUAUCAAAAACUUUUGAAAUUAUUCUGUUUAGACGGGAUGAGUUUUUAUGCGAAUGCUUAAACGACUAUCUUCUGUUGUUAUACGCAUUCACGGCUGAUGUCACGCAAGAGGGAGGAAAAAAAAAAAAAAAAAGAGAAGAAAAGUAAAAGGAAGAAAAUCGCAUCGUUUCGCAACGAUUUUUCAAGUGUUUUCAACAACCAACGCGCCCCUCUCGACAACGAAAUACAAUCUGCGCUCGUUAGCUCUUGUAAUUAUUAAGCGUCUCAUAUCCGACAUUUAUUGUUGAACACUGAACGAUCGUUUAAUAGUUAUUUAUUGAUACUCCAUGCGAAAGGGAAGACACACAUGGAUGCUUCUGAAUUGAUUUUGAAUCUCGUGCAGAAAGCCGCGAUUAAAACGGAAGUCAAGGAGAAGGGUCUGUGCGAUCGGGAACAUUUUCCCAAACGUGAGGACAGUCCAUCCCCUGAUCGACACGCCGUCGCCGAGAACUCGUUUUCCCGCGGCGUGUCCGAGAGAUCGUGCGACGAUUGUAAAAAGGAGAAGGCGAAAGGUGAGAUGUUCAAAGUUUCCCUGACGACGGCCGACGAUGAUUUGGAGAACGACAAGGAGAACGUGCCGAGGAAGAAGAUACGCGUGGAGGCGAGGCCGAUCGGCGAUAAUCGUGAGAAAAGCAACGAGGAGAAAAUCUUCGUGCUGCAGCAACUUGGUCGAUCGCAGAUACAUCCAGACGGAGGUGGAUUCCCGGCGUUUCUAUGCAUCGACGACAGGAUUGCCGACACAAACGGGGUUAAACGAAAAAUUCCACGGCCAGCGAACGCUUUCAUGCUGUUCGCCAACGAGUGGCGUAAAAAACUUGCCGCGGAGAAUCCACGGGAGUCGAACAAGGACAUUAGCGUUAGGCUAGUUUCCCCUUUCUGCAGUAUAUAGCUCGUAAUUCGUUUGACGACAAUCUUUGUUUGUCAAUUUUUUUCUUUUUCUUUUUA